AGCAGGAGCAGGAGCGCCAAGGCCCCCGCAAGCGCUGACAACGUCGUCCAGAACGACGCAAGGCCAGCUCUCUUUUGUCCUCUUCCCGUGAAACUGGGUCUGAGGAACAUGCCGGAGGUUCUGCUCAGUCACCAUCAGCAAAAACGGUGGAAGAACUGGCUGCUUCAUUCUCAGAGCAACUGCUUGAUGGUGCAGAAACGCAGAAACCAAUGCAUGAUGAGAUCGAGAAACGAGCAAAUUACAACACAAUCUUUAGUCCCAAGCAAGCUGGGUUAGGCAGACCACACAGCGAGAUGUUGGCGCACGAGGAAAAAGGAAUGGUUAAAUACCGUCGCUGCUGGGAAAACGCUUGUGGCUCGUCUGGUUCCUUCCAAAACUACACGUUUCUGACUCCCACACUUUAUACAUAUGGAGCCAUCCCAGCACAUGCAAGCCUCUGCGAUUGCUUGCAGAUCUUCUCCAUCGAAGUCAUGGAGAACGGAGUGUGGAGAAUCAGGUGGCCAGUGGAGGUAUAUGGCUUUAUUGCCGCUCGAGACACCGUCGAUCAAAAUCGCAACCUUCUGUUCAACCGCACAAGGGAUGACCCCCAAAUGCUCACUCAACAGGAUCCAUUUUUGCAGUUGACUGGCCCGUGUCGCCCAAUUUUGUUGAUCGACCCUGUCGACUUUGAAAUUCAACUAAAAGUGAAGGGCACAACAGAGUCUGAAGAUGAAACAUUCAUGGCUCAACGGUUCGAAUAUGGGCAUGGUUUUGGACAGUCUGGUCAUCUUGCCCGUCGUUGUUGGGAGGGUAAGUUUUGCACACUAAAGAUCACCUCUGCACUACUUGGUUGCGCGGUUGCAGCAACUAUCAUCUCAGCUGACGUUAUUGAAGGGUCAUGGCCUGAUGAUUGUGGAGGUCGUGUGGUUUCCUGCACUGCUGGCAUAGAUGCGGAUUUUGUUCUGCUUGAUUCUGGAGAUGGACCAAUGCAUGUUGAUCCAGAUGGUCAUAUUUCCCUUCGAAGGGGUGUUGUUUGUGUGGAACAUGACGAAAUACUCACGGUUUCUGUGGAAGCCUAUUCGAAGGACGGCGUCUCUGCAGCAGCUCGUGUUGAAUUCAGGCCCAAAGAUUCCCUCACAAGUAUCGGUACUUGCAACCUUGGCUUCUGCACGGUGAUGUUCAUUGUUGGUUGGUCCCUCACGGCAACAAAGUUUGAUCUGAAGUAUGAUGGCUGCUGAAUAGCUAGAUUGACUGUCUAUAUGUUUGGCGAUUCCAGUACUGUGUUGAAGAUGUCAAGACUGUAUGUAUAUCAAUUAGCAAGUCAUGUUAGGUUAAAGUGUCCAAACUGUUUAGGAUUCAUUUUAAAUCAAGCGUCCAGUCGUCCAGACUCUCUGUAAGUCAUGUUUCGUGAAGUGCCCAAACUACUACUAUGUUUCUAUCGGGUGUUAAGUUGA
Molecule: messenger RNA, 1433 nt
Organism: Lolium perenne
Lineage: Eukaryota; Viridiplantae; Streptophyta; Magnoliopsida; Poales; Poaceae
Source: RefSeq, a predicted model, not a curated record